This is a messenger RNA of Linum trigynum, 1967 nucleotides long. NCBI's taxonomy places the organism in Eukaryota, Viridiplantae, Streptophyta, Magnoliopsida, Malpighiales, Linaceae. The record is from the annotation of a GenBank genome assembly.
GUAUUGUUGCUUGUUUUUGUUUCCUGUUGUGUUUUAAGAAAUUUGGAAAACCAAGAAAAAAAAACGUGUUUAGUUGGGUUUUUAUUUUUUGUUGUGAAUCAGAGUUGCACAACAUGGCCCAAAUAUGAGAAACAACAAUUUAUAGCUUUGGAUCUGAUUUGUAAACAUGUUGCACACGGGUUUCUUACUGGUUUGACGCUUGAUUUCAUUAAAAGAGACCAGUUUUCGAAUCCCCACAGAAGCAAAAUUUUUUUUUUUUUUUUACACAGCCGACCCCCCAAAACCCUAUUCAACAGCCGCCCCAACCCAUUCCAUUUUCUAUUCUUCUUCUCGACAGACCCAUCCCAUCUGCCGCCUCCCUCCGCCCGGCGACCCAUCUGCCGCCUCGCCUCCGCCCGGCGACCCUGCCGGCGCCAGCGCAGCCAGCCGCCCUCGCCCAGCCUUCCCCGCGCGUCCCUGCCGUCGCCAGCGCCCAGCCAGCCGCCCUCGCCCAGCCUUCCCCGCGCGUCCCUGCCUUCCCCGCGCGUCCCUGCCGUCGCCAGCGCCCAGCCAGCCGCCCAACCCGCCGGCCCUACCGCCGGCGACGCCCUGCCUCCGACGGCCGCCGACCACCUGCCUCCCAGGUAAUUUCGGCUUCCCCUCCACUGCCUCUGAAUAUUUAUUGAAUUAGGAGAUGUGUUUAGUGAUUGAUAGAUUAUUUAUUUGUGAAUUUGGAUUGAUUGCUAUGUUCUUUGUUUUAUGGUUUACCUCAGUUAUGGAGAAAAUUGUUGAAAAUGGUGAUGUUGAUUGUGUGGAGAUUCAGAAAAAUGAUAAUGGGGAGAGGGAUGAUAGCAAAAUAUGGGGUGAUAAAGCUGAAUCUGUGUUCAUUGAUCUUUUGGUGGAAGAAGUUAAAAAGGGAAAUCGUGUUACUUCAACCUUUUCACCAACUGGAUUCGCCAAUCUCAUUGCUGGUUUGAAAGAGCGGUUGAAAAGAGACUAUACUAAGACUCAAGUGAAGAAUAAAUUUAAUGGGUUAAGGGGUAGACUCAGAUCUUUCAAGACAUUGCUUAGUCAUACUGGAGUGGGAUAUGAAGCUUCAACUGGUUUUGUUAGUGCAGAAGAACAUGUUUGGGAAAGUGUCGUCAAGGGUUCAAAGUUGCAUCUUAGAUUCCGAAAGCAUGGAUGUCCUGAAUAUGACAAGUUGUGCUACAUAUUUGGUGACACUACUGCUUCUGGAAAUAAUGCUCGUCCUUCAACCAAAGCUACUUCUAGUAGUAACGAGGAAGAGUUGGCUACAAGCAAAAGUGUUGAGGUAACUAAUCUUGAUGGUGAAGAGGAAGAAAUUGGUGCAACUCCUGUUGUUGAAAAGGAGGAUAAGAACAAAAACAAAGGCAAGGGGAAAAAAAGAAAGCGAGAUAAGAUUAGCUAUGCUGAGUCCAUAGGAACAUUGUUGUCAUCCAUGGUUGAGCGAGAGAAAAUGAAAGUUGAGCGUGAGGCACAAAAGAUGGCUUCUUCAUCUGUGGGAGGAGGUGAAGUCUCCUCCAAGCCAAGUGAUGAUGGGCAACUUAUGGAGUGUGUCAAGCUUUUGGAUGAGAUGAAAGUUAAUGGUGCCUUGUUUGCAUCAGCUGUGAAGUGUCUCCAUGAUUCUAAAGAAUAUCAAAAUGUGUUCUUGAAUGUGUCUGAAGAGAGGAGGCGUGAUUUGUUGCAGCUUUGGAUGUGAUGGAUGCUUUGGCUGUUUUGUUAUGUUUAAAACUCUCUUGUUCUGUACUAUUUUGGAGUGUUAUCAUUUGGUUUGAAGUUGGUUUGUAAUGAAUAUUUGUAUGAAUGUUGGAUUUUAUUAUGAUGUGUAAUGAUGAAUGCGUUGUGAUGUUUUUUCUAUGGAUGUUCAUUACUUUACUUUUGUAUACACAGAUAAAUGGCUACUUUUUCAGAUUCAUCAUCAGACUCUGAUGACGAUAAAUUAGUAGUAAUAAUGCUAGCAUUGAUGG